AGCACCUAUGGUAUUUCCAUAUUGAGACCCUGCUCAUUCCCGAACUGAAGGUUCGUGUGGUACCUAAAUGAACUGUGUUUGAUUUUAUUUGUUUUAUUUUUUUUGUAGUUAUUUAUCAAGUAGUUUGUGACUUUUAUUAACAUUUCCUCAAGUUAUCCUACCAUAAGUCCCACACACUAAAAUUCAACCUCAUUCCACAAUGAGUGACGAGCACAAGAUAAUGUCCAGUGGGGGUCGAGAGCUCCGAGUCACUGAGAAGGGUAGAAGUUACCAAGCAUCUCAGAAGGGAAAGCUGUAUGUACAACUGUUGAAAAGGUUGAAGUCAACUGGAAGUCUCAUUGUUGAUUCAAUUGAACAGGAGGACAGGAGCAGGGCGUUGAAAGAUUUUGACAAAUGGAAACACGACUAUGUGGAGCUCAUCCAAACGUAUGAUGUUUUGUGUUUGCUGUUGGAAGAUGAGGAGAAGAGAUCCAUCAUGGACAAGCACGUGCUCAACCUGUCUGAGGUGAACGAGCUGAAGAACAAGUUUGAGUCCCAUCUGACUCAAUCUGCGGAAGGCACUGACCUGGAUGUUCAGCCUUCCAGAUCUGCUGCAGGUGUGCCACGAUCCAGCAAGGUGUCUGACACCAGCACUGAAGUGAAGGCACAUCUGACUCUGAUGCGGCUUGAAAUGGAGCAGAAGAAAGCUGAAUUGAAGGCAAAAGCUGCAAUGAGCAAGAAGAAGCUUCUUCUGAAGGAAAAACAAGAGCAGCUCGAUCUGGAACAAGAGCAGCUUGAAAUAGAAACUGAACAGAUGAUCAAUGAAGCAAAGCUGAAGGUGAUUGACCGAUUUGAUCCAGAUGCAGAGUCAGAGGCACCCAAGAGAGAUGUGGAUGAUGCUGUGGGUGGAAAGGAUGAGACAACCGAAGCUCAUCGAGAGAACAAGGACGGACCAGAACUGGACACCACAACUGCUGCUUGUUACGAGGAAGCUCGAACUCGAGCCCACACCCAAGAUGAAGACAGGUUCAACACUGAAACGCUGCUGCAGCGACUGACUGAUGCGCUCACAGAGCGGAAUGCUGUCAGCAAGCUCCCAACAAUGGAACCUGAUGUCUUCAAAGGAAAUGUUGAAAAAUUUCCAAUGUGGCUCAAGUCGUUCGAGACCUACAUUGAGCACCAAACAAGAUCUCCCAUUGAACGACUCCACUUCCUGGGUCGUUACACAGCUGGUGAAGCCAAAGCAGCCAUUGUGGGUUGGCUUCACCUGAGAACUGAAGAAGCUUACAAACAAGCCAAGGAAAGACUUAUUGACAGGUAUGGCAAUGACUUUGUGGUGUCUCAUGCCUACCGUGUAAAGCUGAAAGAGUGGCCAGCAGUGAAGAGUGGAGAUGGUCGAGCCCUGAGGGACUUCUCGGACUACUUGAAGCACUGCCAAGCUGCAGCAGCCGAGUCGUCACAGCAUCUGAGAGUGCUGGACGACUAUCUGGAAAUGCAGACGCUGGUUCAGAAGCUGCCGAAGUACAUGGUGGACAGGUGGAAGAGAACAGUCGACCAGUGGUUGUACGGUGAAGAGUCCACAGGGAGGCAUCCACCCUUCUCCGAGUUUGUCCGCUUUGUAGCAGUCGAAGCGAGGAUUGCCUGUGGACCAGUCGCUCUCCCCACUCAAGAAGAAAAGCAGGCUACUGCACACAAGAUGCCACGUGGCAAAGCCAGGACAUUCAUGUCGUCAACUGAAGUGAGAAGGACCCACACUGGUCAAGGUGACAAUUCAAGAGUCACAACAUGUGUGCUGUGUCAAAAGCAGCAUAGCAUCAAGGACUGUGAGGUGUUCAAGAAGAUGACUGUGGCCAACAGGAACAGCAAGGUCAACCAGGUGGGCCUUUGCAGAGGAUGUCUGAGGAGAGGCCACAAGUGGAAGGAAUGUCGCACCAGAGAAAAGUGUGGUGUCUGCAGCAGGUGGCACCCCACUCUUCUACAUGACGAGUCUUUGUCCUCAGGUUCGGAGAUGCAGGCAGAGACUGCAGUCAAGCAACGAGUGGACAGCGCACCACAUGCUACAUCGCUCCGUUCAGGCUCUGUGGGCGGUGCAGAGAGAUCUGGUUGCUCGCACUCGCUCGUUCUGCCUGUACUGCUGAGUCACAGGAGUAACUCUGAACAUCAGCUGCUGGUAUAUGCCCUGCUUGAUUCUCAGUCAGAUGCAUGUUUUGUGUCUCAGUCUGUCUGUGAGACUCUGAACAUUGAAGGAAGGAACACGAAGCUGGAGUUAAGCACCAUGACUGGCAAGUCCAUCAUCGAGAGCACGGCAGUGGAAGGUCUGGUGAUUCAACCGUUAAAUGAAGAGGACGUCAUCAAACUGCCUACAACGUACUCUCGACCGGAGAUACCGUGCUCCGAGGAAAGCAUCCCCAAGAAAGACACCGCUGUGAAGUGGAAGCACUUGGAAGCAAUCGCCGACAAGAUGCCAACGUUCUUUCAGGACGCUCCAGUGGCACUGUUACUGGGUACGGAUUGUCCGCGUGUCAUCAAGCCGCUUGAAGUUGUCUGUGGACAGGAUGAAGCACCAUGGGCCGUACGAACCCACCUCGGCUGGGGCAUCGUCGGCUGUGUUGGCGACGUCGAGGAUGCUGACAGUGAAGUCUGCCACCUGGUGGAUACUGGAGCUGGGCAGAAGAAGAGAUGCCACUUCGCUUUCAAGUCGCGUGUACGGGAGGUCAGUCCACUGGACGUGUUGAAGAGACUGGAGUCAGACUUCCAGGAAACGAGACAAGACAGCAAAACAGGACUGUCAGUCGAUGACCAACAGUUCCUGAAGAAGAUGUCGGCUGGCAUCCGACAGCGAGAAGAUGGUCAUCUGGAAAUGCCACUGCCUCUGAAGGACGAGAAGCUACGGCUACCAAACAACAGAACCGCGGCAAUGCAACGACUGAAGGGACUAAAGGCCAAACUAGUGAGAAAUGAGUCAUAUCGUCGAGACUACGUUGGAUUCAUGGAGGCAACGCUGGCAAAGGGAUAUGCCGAAGAAGUCCCCAACGAAGAGCUGAAGGUAAAUGAUGGUAGAGUGUGGUAUAUUCCUCACCACGGCAUCUACCACCCACAGAAAGACAAGAUAAGAGUCGUCUUCGACUGCAGUGCAGCUUACGAGGGUCAUGCGCUGAACAGCUGUCUUCUACAGGGCCCAGACCUAACGAGGAGUCUCACCGGGAUUCUGUGCCGCUUCCGCAAGCAGCCGGUGGCCGGUGGUUCGUCUUCGCUGAUGCUCGACCUGACGGCCGUCGCCUCCGCCGCGGCUCCGCUGGGGGUGCGGGCUCGCCCGGUACAGCAACUUCAUUCGGCCAUCUUCGAGGUGUUUCUGUGGUGGAAGGACGGCAAGAUGGAAUGUGAACCUGGUGAGUUCAGAAUGAAGACGCACCUGUUUGGUGCAACAUCGUCGCCGGCGUGCGCAAUGUUUGCGCUGAGAGCUGCAGCCGACGACCACCAAGCUGACGAAGAGAAGGCUGCAGAGUUCGUAAGAAACGACUUUUAUAUAGACGAUGGACUCACCUCCGUCCAAGACGUUGAGUCGGGCAUCGGCUUGAUAGCUGCAACAAGAGCACUAUGUGAGCGAAAAGGAUUUAAGGUUCACAAGAUCUUGUCAAACAGUAUCGACGUGGUCAGAUCUGUACCGAUGGACAGUCGCUGUGUCGGCCUACAGAGCCUUGAUGUAGGAACAGGCGACCUCCCGGUUCAACGGACGCUGGGAGUUCAAUGGAAUGUUGAAACCGACACGCUCUCCAUCGAAGUGAGACCGCGUGACAAGCAGGUGAACAGGCGCGGCAUCCUGUCGGUGGUCAGCUCAGUGUUUGACCCACUGGGCCUGGUCUCUCCGUUCGUUCUCAAGGGUAAACUACUACUGAGGGACCUGUGUCGGGGGAACUUCGGAUGGGACGAACCUGUACCAGAAGUCAUAGUCAAGGCUUGGAAGGAAUGGAUGAGAAGUAUGCUGGCCUUGGAGAAUGUUAGCGUGCCACGAUGCUACGUUCAUGAAGGUCUGAGGGACGACAUGACAGUCGAAUUGCAUCAUUUCUCAGAUGCCAGCUCAGUAGGCUACGGACAGUGUAGCUAUCUGAGAACAGUGGCCAGUGAUGGAACAGUGAGCUGUUCUUUGAUUGUCAGCAAGUCGCGUGUGGCACCGAUCAAACCGAUAACUGUGCCAAGAUUGGAGCUCACAGCCGCCGUGCUGUCGGUGAGAAUCAGUCGAUUUCUUCAGGAGGAGCUGAAGCUGCAGAGUGUGAAGGAGGUCUUCUGGACUGACAGCAUGGUAGUGCUCGGCUACAUUGCAAACGAAGCAAGGCGGUUUCAUGUCUACGUGGCAAACCGCGUGCAAGAAAUUCGAAACCACACUGAACGAAGUCAGUGGAGGCACAUUGCGACUGAUGAUAAUCCUGCUGAUCUCGCCUCUCGCGGAGUGGAUGCUGAGGAGCUUGUAGGCAACGAACUCUGGUGGCAGGGCCCGAGGGCAUUAGUCAGAGGAGCUCUCCCAUCGUCCGAAGGCCAGUAUGAGCUCCGAGACGACGACCCCGAGGUCAAACGAUCAGUUGCGGUCUUCAGCAGCGCUGCAAGCACAGAGGUGAGCAGGGCAGAUCUUCAUGAGAGGCUGGAGUACUUCUCUGAUUGGAGACGAGCGAAGCAAGCGGUGGCAAGGUGUAUCUGGUACACGAAGAAGCUUCUCCAUCGCGUGCUCGUGAAGAAAGGCAUCGUGCAGCAAGAUGACAGCUCAACUGGUGAGAUCACAGUCGCCGAUGUGACUGCAGCCGAGACCCUCAUCCUGAGAGCGCUGCAGCAGAAGGAACUGGAUGGCAUGCCUGUCGAACCAGCAGGAACGGGAGGCAAGCUCAAGAAACUUUCCAGACUGGAUCCAAUCGUGAAGGACGGAUUGGUCUGCGUGGGCGGAAGGCUCAGAAGAGGCAGCUUCCCAGAAAGAGAAGUACACCCUGUGAUCCUGCCGAACAAGAGCCAUGUGACGACACUCAUCGUCAGAGACUGUCACGAAAAGGUUGGACAUGCCGGACGCGGUCUGACGCUCGCCCGUGUGCGAUCGUCUGGUUUCUGGGUCGUUGGUGGUAGGCGCGCAGUAGCACGCCUGAUCCUCCAGUGCGUGACCUGCAAGAAGCUCCGGGGUAAAACCCAACAGCAGAAGAUGGCUGAUUUGCCCGCCGACCGUCUGGAAGCAGCACCACCGUUCACAUUCUCAGGUGUGGAUCUGUUCGGUCCGUUCUACAGAGGCGAUCUCUACUGCCGUCGCCGGUGGCGCCGGGUGCAGCGCCUUGCGAACGAGUUCUGGCGGCGCUGGCGGUCCGACUUCCUCCCCAAUCUCCAAGAGAGGAAGAAGUGGACGACGAAACGCACGAACAUCGAGGAAGAUGACAUCGUGCUCAUCGUUGACGACGAGACGCCCCGCUGCCAUUGGAUGCUGGGGCGUGUCGCGCAGGUUCACCCAGCAAAGGACCAACUGGUGCGGCGAGUCACCGUCGAACGCACGUUUAGUCCCCCGUCUCUGUCGGUACCUAGCAGCCCCAUCCAGCGGUUCUCCCUCGACCUCCUGUAA
This is a messenger RNA of Amphibalanus amphitrite, 5566 nucleotides long. RefSeq lists its product as uncharacterized. NCBI's taxonomy places the organism in Eukaryota, Metazoa, Arthropoda, Thecostraca, Balanomorpha, Balanidae. The transcript has 4 exons. Bases 200 to 5566 code for a protein of 1788 amino acids. The record is from RefSeq and is a predicted model, not a curated record.